AUGUGGAAUGUUAAAGGUGCUGCGCUUUCCACCUCUGCAGCUGAUCUCAAGUCUCACCUAGAUCGUUUCGCUGAUGACUAUGUAGUUAUUACUGAACUCAACAUCAGUGAAAGCGAUUCCGUUUCCUCACUUUACCCAAACAAAAUCGUUCUCUGCUCCAGCGGUAUGGGUACAGGUGUAGCAAUCGUCAAACUCAAAGGCGGCGACCUAGAUUACAAAGAGAUCGUAUUCUCUUUGUUACAAUCAACUACUCACUACUCAUUCAAUGUUCUUGGAAUCUAUGCUCCUGUAGACCGUAAGCGGAGAAAUGGAUUCUCUAGACAACUCUCUUGUCGCCGCCCACCCAUAAAGGAUACAAUAAACAAGAUUCUACUGUAUACCUAUGCAGUAACGAUCAAAUACAUGCUAUAUCUAUUCAUUUUCCUCAAAGACUAA
This is a messenger RNA of Heterostelium album PN500, 435 nucleotides long. RefSeq lists its product as uncharacterized. The record is from RefSeq and is a predicted model, not a curated record. The coding region runs from base 1 to 435 and encodes 144 amino acids. The transcript has 2 exons. Lineage: Eukaryota; Evosea; Eumycetozoa; Acytosteliales; Acytosteliaceae.